AUGGUGGCGAAGCUUCCGGGGAAUAAUCUCGUGAUGGGACAGGUGAAGAUAUUGAAGCCCGAGGAGUUGCUGGGGAAGAGUGAGGAUGAGAAGAAGGGGAAAAGGUGGUGGAUUUUGGAUUGGGACCGACGGAUCGUUGGGCCGGAGCUGGAGACGUUUCGGAAGGAGGUUAGGGUGGAGGAGUUUAAUAAAGCCGUGGAUGUGAUGUAUGCAGGUUCGGCGGUUUUCACCUGGUCCCCUUCGAGUUCGCUUCUUGUGUCGGCGUUUAAUUGUGUGAUUAGUGAGAAGGUGAAAGGAUCAGAGAUGAUGAUUUGGUAG
This is a messenger RNA of Linum trigynum, 318 nucleotides long. Lineage: Eukaryota; Viridiplantae; Streptophyta; Magnoliopsida; Malpighiales; Linaceae. The record is from the annotation of a GenBank genome assembly.